AUGCCAACACCAAAAAUGCCAACACCAAAAAUGCCAACACCAAAAAUGCCAACACCAAAAAUGCCAACACCAAAAAUGCCAACACCAAAAAUGCCAACACCAAAAAUGCCAACACCAAAAAUGCCAACACCAAAAAUGCCAACACCAAAAAUGCCAACACCAAAAAUGCCAACACCAAAAAUGCCAACACCAAAAAUGCCAACACCAAAAAUGCCAACACCAAAAAUGCCAACACCAAAAAUGCCAACACCAAAAAUGCCAACACCAAAAAUGCCAACACCAAAAAUGCCAACACCAAAAAUGCCAACACCAAAAAUGCCAACACCAAAAAUGCCAACACCAAAAAUGCCAACACCAAAAAUGCCAACACCAAAAAUGCCAACACCAAAAAUGCCAACACCAAAAAUGCCAACACCAAAAAUGCCAACACCAAAAAUGCCAACACCAAAAAUGCCAACACCAAAAAUGCCAACACCAAAAAUGCCAACACCAAAAAUGCCAACACCAAAAAUGCCAACACCAAAAAUGCCAACACCAAAAAUGCCAACACCAAAAAUGCCAACACCAAAAAUGCCAACACCAAAAAUGCCAACACCAAAAAUGCCAACACCAAAAAUGCCAACACCAAAAAUGCCAACACCAAAAAUGCCAACACCAAAAAUGCCAACACCAAAAAUGCCAACACCAAAAAUGCCAACACCAAAAAUGCCAACACCAAAAAUGCCAACACCAAAAAUGCCAACACCAAAAAUGCCAACACCAAAAAUGCCAACACCAAAAAUGCCAACACCAAAAAUGCCAACACCAAAAAUGCCAACACCAAAAAUGCCAACACCAAAAAUGCCAACACCAAAAAUGCCAACACCAAAAAUGCCAACACCAAAAAUGCCAACACCAAAAAUGCCAACACCAAAAAUGCCAACACCAAAAAUGCCAACACCAAAAAUGCCAACACCAAAAAUGCCAACACCAAAAAUGCCAACACCAAAAAUGCCAACACCAAAAAUGCCAACACCAAAAAUGCCAACACCAAAAAUGCCAACACCAAAAAUGCCAACACCAAAAAUGCCAACACCAAAAAUGCCAACACCAAAAAUGCCAACACCAAAAAUGCCAACACCAAAAAUGCCAACACCAAAAAUGCCAACACCAAAAAUGCCAACACCAAAAAUGCCAACACCAAAAAUGCCAACACCAAAAAUGCCAACACCAAAAAUGCCAACACCAAAAAUGCCAACACCAAAAAUGCCAACACCAAAAAUGCCAACACCAAAAAUGCCAACACCAAAAAUGCCAACACCAAAAAUGCCAACACCAAAAAUGCCAACACCAAAAAUGCCAACACCAAAAAUGCCAACACCAAAAAUGCCAACACCAAAAAUGCCAACACCAAAAAUGCCAACACCAAAAAUGCCAACACCAAAAAUGCCAACACCAAAAAUGCCAACACCAAAAAUGCCAACACCAAAAAUGCCAACACCAAAAAUGCCAACACCAAAAAUGCCAACACCAAAAAUGCCAACACCAAAAAUGCCAACACCAAAAAUGCCAACACCAAAAAUGCCAACACCAAAAAUGCCAACACCAAAAAUGCCAACACCAAAAAUGCCAACACCAAAAAUGCCAACACCAAAAAUGCCAACACCAAAAAUGCCAACACCAAAAAUGCCAACACCAAAAAUGCCAACACCAAAAAUGCCAACACCAAAAAUGCCAACACCAAAAAUGCCAACACCAAAAAUGCCAACACCAAAAAUGCCAACACCAAAAAUGCCAACACCAAAAAUGCCAACACCAAAAAUGCCAACACCAAAAAUGCCAACACCAAAAAUGCCAACACCAAAAAUGCCAACACCAAAAAUGCCAACACCAAAAAUGCCAACACCAAAAAUGCCAACACCAAAAAUGCCAACACCAAAAAUGCCAACACCAAAAAUGCCAACACCAAAAAUGCCAACACCAAAAAUGCCAACACCAAAAAUGCCAACACCAAAAAUGCCAACACCAAAAAUGCCAACACCAAAAAUGCCAACACCAAAAAUGCCAACACCAAAAAUGCCAACACCAAAAAUGCCAACACCAAAAAUGCCAACACCAAAAAUGCCAACACCAAAAAUGCCAACACCAAAAAUGCCAACACCAAAAAUGCCAACACCAAAAAUGCCAACACCAAAAAUGCCAACACCAAAAAUGCCAACACCAAAAAUGCCAACACCAAAAAUGCCAACACCAAAAAUGCCAACACCAAAAAUGCCAACACCAAAAAUGCCAACACCAAAAAUGCCAACACCAAAAAUGCCAACACCAAAAAUGCCAACACCAAAAAUGCCAACACCAAAAAUGCCAACACCAAAAAUGCCAACACCAAAAAUGCCAACACCAAAAAUGCCAACACCAAAAAUGCCAACACCAAAAAUGCCAACACCAAAAAUGCCAACACCAAAAAUGCCAACACCAAAAAUGCCAACACCAAAAAUGCCAACACCAAAAAUGCCAACACCAAAAAUGCCAACACCAAAAAUGCCAACACCAAAAAUGCCAACACCAAAAAUGCCAACACCAAAAAUGCCAACACCAAAAAUGCCAACACCAAAAAUGCCAACACCAAAAAUGCCAACACCAAAAAUGCCAACACCAAAAAUGCCAACACCAAAAAUGCCAACACCAAAAAUGCCAACACCAAAAAUGCCAACACCAAAAAUGCCAACACCAAAAAUGCCAACACCAAAAAUGCCAACACCAAAAAUGCCAACACCAAAAAUGCCAACACCAAAAAUGCCAACACCAAAAAUGCCAACACCAAAAAUGCCGCCCGGACAGACCAGUAUCACAAUCCUCUGA
This is a messenger RNA of Schistocerca gregaria, 2841 nucleotides long. RefSeq names its product proteoglycan 4-like. Bases 1 to 2841 code for a protein of 946 amino acids. The record is from RefSeq and is a predicted model, not a curated record. The transcript has a single exon. NCBI's taxonomy places the organism in Eukaryota, Metazoa, Arthropoda, Insecta, Orthoptera, Acrididae.